CCGCCAUUUUGAGUCUUGUUACUUUUUCUUUCGUGAAGUCGUGAAUGCGUGUAGUGCGUUUUUCAAUAUUUUCCGGAUUUACUUUAUACUGAAAACGUUAUUGUGCUGUAAAUGUUUCUACCUAUUGUAUAGUUUAUUGUAUUGAUAAUUUUUAUUGUUUGCUUUUUGUGAUUGAAAUAAUUCGGAACUUUUUACUAUGCAAAUGCAAGGGAUGAAUCAAUUUGGAAAUAGAGGAUACGGCGGACCCCCACAGCCGCAGCGUCAAGGGGGUCGCCGAGGAAAUAACCGCGGAGGUUUUCGUAAUUCUAGAUUUGAACACAACAAUCAAAAUCAAAGAAAUCAAAAUCAUGGACAAGGAGGUCAACGACCUAAUAUUGAGCCAGUGAAACAGGUUGUGCCUGAAAAGCAACCGCCACCGACAACACAGCAGCCGAAAGAGAAACCUAACGAGGAGGUGCAGCAGGCACCAGCGGCAGCUUCCACGCCAGCACCACCUCAGGUACAACAACAAAACAAUAGACCGCAACAACAAAGCCAGAGGCCACAGCAAAACCAGCGUGGGCCACAACAAGGCCAGCAACAGAACCAGCGGCCUCAGAAUCAACAACAACCACAACAAUCACCACAACAACAGCCUCAACAACAACAAUUAAACCAGCAGCAGCAACAAAAAUUGAACCAGUCCAAAUCCCAGGAUGAUGUUGACAAGUCUAUUGGUAGUGAAAAAAAUACACAAGGACCUAGUCCUAACCAGAACCAAUUUCAUAAGAAUAUCAAUGGAAACUUUGGUGGGGGAAACAAAGCAGGUGGAACAUGGAGUCAAGGUGGUCCUGGCAACAGGCAGAAUCAGAACCAAAACCAAAAGCAGUUUGGCCCUAAACAGCAAGGUGUUGGUGGUGGCCCAGCUCGCAACCAGCGUCACAGCAUGAGGGGCCAGCCGGAUGGGAAGGCAGUGCAACGUGAGGACCAUUUCUUGUUAAACAAACUCAAAGAGCUUGGUGGACCUUUGAUAGAUUUGCCUCAAAUUGACCAAACGGAACUUAAAUUUAAUGGUAGAAGCAGACUUUACAUUGGUAAUCUAACAUCUGAUGUAACUGAAGAGGAAAUUAUGAAUUUAUUUGGCCAGUUUGGUGAAGCUGCAGAAUUGUUUCUUAACAAAGAAAAGAACUUUGGAUUUAUUAAAAUGGACUACAGAGUUAAUGCAGAAAAGGCAAAAAGGGAGCUUGAUGGUAAAAUGAGGAAUGGUCGUUCUCUGAGAGUGAGAUUUGCCCCACAUAAUUGUGCUGUCAGAGUUAAAAAUUUGCCUCCAUUUGUAUCAAAUGAACUUCUCUUUAAAGCAUUUGAAAUAUUUGGAAAAAUUGAAAGAGCUUAUGUAAGAGUUGAUGAAAGAGGAAAAACUUUAGGAGAGGGAGUUGUGGAGUUUGCCCGCAAACCCAGUGCUUUGUCUGCAAUUAGGAAUUGUACUGAGAAGUGUUUCUUCUUAACAUCGUCCCUGCGCCCAGUAAUUGUUGAAAGUUAUGAGGAACCGGAUGAGUUUGAUGGCUAUCCAGAAAAGAAUUUACCCAAGAAACAUCCAGAAUUUCUUCGUGCUCGUGAGGUUGGACCCCGUUUCUCUGAGCCAAAUAGCUUCGAACAUGAAUAUGGUACCAGGUGGAAACAAUUGCAUGAACUUCACCGACAGAAAGAAGAAGCACUCAAAAAGGAGUUGGCUGCUGAAGAAGAGAAGCUUGAAGCUCAAAUGGAAUAUGCCAAAUACGAGCACGAGACGGAGUUGUUACGCGAGCAGCUGCGCCAACGCGAGCAGGACCGCGAGCGACAGAAGCGCAGCUGGGAGAUGGCGGAGCGCGCGGCGGACGAGCGGCGCGAGGCGGAGCGCGCUCAGCUGCUGCGACAGGAGGAGGAGCUCUCGCAGCGCAUGCGUCUGCAGGACGACGAGCUGCGUCGCCGCCAGCAGGAGAACACGCUCUUUGUACAGGCACAAAGAUUGAACUCAAUGUUGGACAGACAAGAACAGGGGAUGUUUGAUCAACAACAGCCAAUGGAAGGAGGCUUCAGAGAGCAGUACGACAUGCCGCGCGGGGGCUAUGACGACAUGCCGCCGCAAACCCGCGGUUGGGACGGGCCCCGCCAUAUGGACGAUUAUCCUAACAAACGCCGUCGGUUCUAACCGCUUCCUUCCCACGUGACGGCACAAAAAACGUCACAUUUGACUGCAUGAGCAGUCUUAAAUCCCGUGUCUUUAACCAUUCGGUUAGCCACGAUUAAAAAUUAAUUAUUAUUUUAUUUUAUAAGAGCUGCGUCAACAGAAAUUCUCUUCUGUGAACUAGUACUUCGCUAUUGCAUAUUGCGAUUUCGCAACAUUUGUACUAGGUGAUUACCGAACCGAGUGCACGCAAGCAAGGCAAGUCGAAAGCGCUUACAACUUGCCCAUACGAUUUCCCUGUUAUUUUUACCCGACUGACUCGAAAAGUGUGUUUUUAUUAAUUUAAUAUUUAGUAAUAUAUAAUUUUUAUUGCCGAAAUGAUACAACUAAAUGUUUUAAGCGGUUUUGCGUAAAAAUACAAUUUAGUUCAGUCAAUCCUAAUCCUACUUUGUAAAGUGGACGAGGUAAAAUCUAAAGCUAAGCAUCAUAGCUAUAAUGUGUGCCGCAAAUACAGGAAAUUUGAAUGUUAGUAGUGCACUUAGUCGGUAUGUAGUUUAGUUAUUCGAAAUAUAAGAAAACAUCUAAUAUUAUAAACUUUUUAAUUGUUAUUUGCAGUAUGAUAAAUUAUAAGAUUAUUUGAUAGUUUAAAAAAUCAUUUAUUUAUCUUUUACUUAACCUACUUAAACGUGGGAAAAUAGACAAUGAUAACUAAAAAUGUUUCUCUCUUAAAGUUAUAUUAGGAAAUUGUAAGUUUCGCUUAAGUCCAUAUAGUAAUAAAUCAAUUAUUUAACAAAGUUAUAAAAAAUCUUCACAAUAUAAAACUCAGAAUGAAAUUUAAGGCAUCUUAUCUUUAUUGUGAAAAUUAGUAAUAGAUUCUCCAUCAAGAAAGACAAUUUAUCUUGUAUCCUGAGACAAAAUUUAAACUUCUUAAUUGCACUUAUCAGAUUUUUUAAAUAUUUUUUUCGUCAAUAUAAAGAUGAAUAGUUCAUAUUGACGAAAAGAACAUUUUUAUUCUUAGCAAAGUAGAGUUGAACAGCCUUUAACUUUCCUAAUUUUUUUUUUAACUUAUAUAAAGUUAUAUCGAAGCUAAAAUGCCAUUUACAAAAAAAAAACUAUUUAAUCAGUUGAGAAAAGAUUGAUUUUCAAAUGUGGUCAUGUAUUUAGCGCAAUUUUUUUGCAACCAUUUUUGUUUGUUUUCACUUUACUCACUGAAACAGAAGAGAAUUUUAUUUUAGUAUUCUCGUAAAUAUAAAUUAAUUUUAUUUUAACUUUUAUGAUUUCCCUCUUGCAUGUUGUCUGCAACAUUACAUUAUUCUGUAAUGAUAUGAGGAAGCUAAAAAUGCAAAAACCAUCGAUUCAGCUGCUUGGGACUGAUUUCUCACACACAUAGAGACGUAACAAAUAUUUCUAAUGAAAAAAUCAAACAGUAAAAGGCAGGUUAUUUCUCAAAUAAAAUAACUAGUGUAAACAUUACACACUCAAUAUGCAUAUUUUUGAAGUAUUUGCUACGUCGCUGUGGUGAGAAUGUCCAGGAGAAAGCUACUUUGUAAUAAACUUAUUUUGUCAAGUAUCGCAAUGCUAUUCAGAACUUGUGAAUUUCUUACCAAUAAACCCAUAAAGAGUGUUUUUUGGUAAUUAAUUUGCAGGUUAUGAAUCGCUUACGAAGUUUGCUGCGUAGUUAUUGAAAUCGAUGAAAAUUAGCAUCGUGUUAUUAUUGUAAUGUCUAAAGAAUUUUCAUAAAUAAAUGUUUUAGAUCUAAGCUCUAA
Papilio xuthus (Asian swallowtail) is the source of this 3909-nucleotide messenger RNA. RefSeq names its product PTB-associated splicing factor (gene Psf). The transcript is spliced from 10 exons. Lineage: Eukaryota; Metazoa; Arthropoda; Insecta; Lepidoptera; Papilionidae. Gene Ontology annotation, molecular function: RNA binding. The coding region runs from base 197 to 2167 and encodes 656 amino acids. The record is from RefSeq and is a predicted model, not a curated record.